AUGGAUGAUUUGUGGAAUGAAGCAUGGGAUUCUUUGAUUCAAGAGGUGCAGAGGGAAGCCGACGAGGAGGAUGAGGCGGCGGCAGAAUUGGAGGCGGAACUGGCGGCGGCGGCGAUCCCUCGUGAGAUUCGUCAUCGUCGGACAAUCCCACGAGACCAUGUCGGAGCGGCUGAGCGGCUUAUGGCAGACUACUUUAGCGCUAAUCCCCGUUACCCAGCUGAGAUUUUCCGUCGGCGUUUCAGAAUGUCGCGACCGCUCUUCACCCAUAUAGCGACGACAUUGGCGGACCGGUACGGUUGCUUCAACCUCCGGAGUGAUUGCACUGGCCGGAUCGGACUGUCUACUUUUCAGAAAUGCACCUCUGCAAUAAGGCAGCUUGCCUAUGCCGGACCGGCUGAUAUGUUUGACGAAUACCUACAGAUGGGUGAGACGACUAGUCUAGAGGUGCUCCGACAGUUUUGUAAGGGCAUGCGGGAAGUCUUUGGUCCGGAGUUCCUACGAAAGUCAACCUCUGAUGAGUGCCAGAGACUGCUAGAUAUGCACGGUGCGGUGCACAGUUUCCCAGGGAUGAUGGGCAUCAUUGAUUGCAUGCAUUGGGAGUGGAAAAACUGCCCGGUGGCGUGGAAAGGCCAGUUCACUACUGGUUCGAACAACGACAUCAACGUUCUGCAGUCGUCGCCUCUCUUCAAUGAUGAGUGCCGGGGAGAGGGUCCAGAGAUCAGUUUCGUAGCAAACGGCACGCAGUAUCGCGGGGGAUACUAUUUGGCGGAUGGAAUAUACCCUCGUUGGCCCGUAUUCGUCAAGACACUUCGCCUACCGGCUGGAGCGAGGAGACAAUAUUUUGCGCGAAAACAAGAGGCCGCUAGGAAAGAUGUUGAGCGAGCUUUUGGUGUGCUCCAAGCGCGAUGGGCCAUUAUACGCUGCCCGGCACGAGUUUGGCACGAAGAUGAUGUCGCGAAUAUUAUGUUAGCAUGUAUCAUAUUGCACAAUAUGAUAAUAGAAGAUGAAGGAUUUGCUGCAGAACGUUGGACACCGGAAGAUGGUGCAAGUACAAGUCACGGCGUUGCCUCCGCGCAGAUCCGGAUGGGUGUACCACGUAGUAAUGAAUAUCUGAUCCAACGUUUCGCUGAUAUACGCAGGAGCACAACACAUGACCAACUCCAGGUCGAUUUGAUUGAAGAGGUCUGGGCACGUAGGGGAGGCGGCGUAGCGUGA
This is a messenger RNA of Salvia hispanica, 1215 nucleotides long. NCBI's taxonomy places the organism in Eukaryota, Viridiplantae, Streptophyta, Magnoliopsida, Lamiales, Lamiaceae. The record is from RefSeq and is a predicted model, not a curated record.